Molecule: messenger RNA, 5396 nt
Organism: Nymphalis io (European peacock)
Lineage: Eukaryota; Metazoa; Arthropoda; Insecta; Lepidoptera; Nymphalidae
Product: exportin-4-like
Exons: 15
Coding region: 684-4010 (1108 amino acids)
Biological process (GO): protein export from nucleus
Cellular component (GO): nuclear pore; cytoplasm
Molecular function (GO): nuclear export signal receptor activity
Source: RefSeq, a predicted model, not a curated record
GCUUCGAGAUAUUAACGGCUAUUACUUGGCUUUUGCCUAUCAAUUGUUAUUUAGUUUUCUUUCGCUUUGACGGAGUAUUAAAAUUAUUAUUAAAAUUAACGCUCGCCAUAAAUACAUACAUUUUUAUCAACAAAAGCCCAAAAAUAAUAAGUACUUAAUAAGUAAGGUUCCAAUAAUAUUUUUUGUAAAAAUUUUCAAAAAUGAUGAGAUACAAAGACAUCUGAUGAAGUAUUAACGAUCACGGUUACAAUGUAUAAUUAUCAAUUUAAAAAUAUAUAUUAUGUUUUACUUAUGUUUUCAAAGAAAAAAUCCCUUUUUUAGCAAUAAAACUAUCUGAAAUUCCUUGCAAAUUGAUCUUUUGACAGUUAGCAGUCUGUUUUCUCUUUGUGGAAGGAUUUAUGUUGAUACUUGAUUUGCUUUUUUAGUCUGUGACGAAAUAUGGGGUAUUAAGUUAACAUCUAUCACAUCACAUUCACAAUACAAAAUUAAUAAUUUUGGAUUUGUUACUUAUAAAUAGUAAUUAAAUAUAUCUGAAACAUCGAGUGUGAUACAUCACUACCUAUAUGUGAAUAUCGAGAUAUAUGCGGUCGACAAAUAUAUUAAUGUAUUGAUAUGAUUUGGAGUAAAUAAAAUAUUUUUUCAUUCAUAAAAAUAUUUCUAUUUUUUAAUAUCUGCUAAUAAUCAUGGAUAAUUCCGCUAUACAAACGUUGGAGGCAGCGGCGCAAGUGCUUAUGGCACCGCCUAAUUUAGUAAGUUCUGAGCAGAGACAUCAGGCAGAAAGCGUUUUUCUUGAAUUCAGGAGUACUAAGAAUCCAUACCAACUGUGUAGAGAAAUUCUUGAGAAAUCAAAUACUGAUUGUGUACUCUUUGAAGGUGCAAGUCUUAUUAAGACUGCACUUAUACGAGAAUGGGACUUACUAUCUGUUGAUGAUAUAUCGUCACUCAGAGAAUACCUAUUGCUUUACCUUCUCAGAAGAGAAGUGCCAACUUAUUUAAGAGAAAAAUUACUACAGACAAUCGCAGUAAUAGUUAAAAGAGGUAGCAUUCAUGAUGGUGGAAGAGAAAGAAAAGCAUUGUUGGAGGAACUAGAAAAAAUUAUCCUUAGCUCCCCAAUAAGUCAGCAAAAAUUGGCAUGCUCACUCAUAUUAUCAAUAAUGCAAGAAUAUGCCAUCACUGUGAAAUCAGCUGAUGUUGGACUGAUAUGGGAAGUACAUUUUAAACUGAAAAAAACAUUUGAAUGUCAGGAUCUUAAAAGAAUAUUUAGAUUUACCGUUGGAGUAUUAGAACAAAUAGUUAGAUCAGGUCACCAACCGGAAGGGGAACAGGCGUCACUGACAAAACAGCUGUUAACAAUUGUAGAAUCUGUUUUAUGUUGGAAUCAUGUAUCACCAUUGCUUUCCAAGAGGUUGAUUGGAGCAUUUGAGGCAAUAUAUGAAAGUGACACUGCACCUGCUUUGCGUCUUAGUCUCAAUUGGAGAGAUACAAUUAUGCAACCAGAAUUAUUAACUCUCUUCUUCGAAAUACAUAUGUAUGUUCGAAACAAUCCAGAUUUGCUUAAUUCUUCACUUACAUGCUUAGUUCAGCUAGCAAGUUUGAGCGGUGUCGUUGUAUCUGUCAGUAACGUGAAACAACAGUACUUAGAGAAUUAUGUAAAUAGUUUGGUGAGGAUUUUAGGUUUUAUUCAUCCAUCAGAAAGGGAAAUGUUGGGUAUAGCACAAAUAUAUCGACGAUUGGUUCAGUUCUUUGCAGCAACUAUGAUAGCAUCAACUUCUCCAGCUUUCCUUCAAUAUUUGACCACAUAUACUUGCCAUUGCAUUAGAGGAUCUGUUAUUGAAGAAGGUGUAAAUGAUGAUACAGUAUGGAGAGAAUCUUUGAAUAAAUUUCUUCAUACAUGGAGUUCAUUAGUCCAUGAUGCAGAAGGUUUUCCAAAUGAAACAAUGAUGAACCAUUGUAUAGAGAUCUUCAACACUUACUUACAAUGUCGCUUGGCGCCGCCUGAUGGAACCAGAGGAACAGAAGGUAGCGAUGGGUGUAAUGAUGAUAUAAAGGAUGAUAUGGAAGAAGAUGAAAGGCAGCUGCACAGUAAUAUUCUGUUGACUAUUGGAGCUAUUGCUAGAAAAGCACCAGCUCAUUGUUGCCGUGUGCUACAUUCACUUCUUACUGAUAGGAGCAAAAGGCUUGAGAGUCAAUUACAGCUAAUGCACAUGGGUAAAAUGCAAAAUAUGAAUGCAGGGGAACAGCUCGUUACAUUGUUCGAAGAUCUUCACUGGAUUUUAAUGAUAACCGGUCAUUUUCUCGCAUUGGACUGUACGGAGGGCGAGACAGUUUUAAUACCCUCGGAAAUCGUCGAGUACAGCGUGUCGCAGAACGCUAAUGUUGACGCUUCGUUGCGAUACUUGGUCGGUGAAAGUACAAGUACUGAGAAUGUUGAUGAUAUUUUAAAGUUGGUGGGUGAAAUUCUCCGCAUCAGCUCGUACGAGUGCGCGGCGCUAGAGGCGGGGCUGGCGUCGGUGUUCAGCCCCGAAUUGUCCGCAACUCUCUCGUGGCUGCUGAAGAUAUGGGCCAACGCAUACCUCGUCGUGCAACAGCCUCGAUGCUCCGAGGUGCUGGAGGCGGCGUUCGGGCGCGGCUCGCGCGGCGCGUCGUGGCUGGUGUCGCUGGCGGCGCGGCGCGCGGCCGCCACGCUGCGCCACCUCGCCGCGCAGCCGCCCGCCGCGCGACACGCGCUGGCGCUGCUCGCCACGCUGGCGCACCCGCAGCACAGAGAAAAUCCUUUAGCCGAUUGCGAGGAGUUCCUGGCCUUGGUCGCAUGGGAGAUGCAAGGGAGCAACUUGCCCGGUGAUCUUAGAAGGGAGUUGCAUAGAGUUUUUGCAAUUGCUGCUACGUAUGCAGAAGGUGAAGCAAGACGCCGCCUGCUGAGUAGUACCAUAACACUACAGCAUAAGCUAAUGAACAUAAUCAACAUGGAAUCUGAUACGGAACCCGUUCGAAACAUGCUCGCUGACACGCUCGACUGUUUCACAGGAGUCACUGAAGGUGUUCUCGAAGUUGGACCGCUCGACGAGCAAUUUGUAAUGAUAAUGGGAGCUAUAGAUAAAAUACCAGGUAUUAUAUUCCGGUAUCACAACUACCCCGGUGUAGUGUUGCCAGCUUUAAAUCUACUAGCGAAGAGUGCUAAAAGAAUGCUGCAUUCGGUUCAACCACAAAAUAUUCAUAAAUUUUUAGAAGUAUGCAACGCAACGUUUGAAGUUUACAUGAGAUGGAAUUCUGGAAAGAUAUCGAGUAUUCCACAAGACGCAGAGGAGGAGGCAUACGAGGACAUCUGCGCGCUGAUGGACGUGGUGAGCAGCGUGUCGCGCUGCGGCGCGGGAGGCGCGGGCGGCGCGGGCGGCGCGGCGGCGGCGUGGGGCGCGGCGUGCGCGCGCGGGCUGCGCCUGCUGCUGCCGCUCGUGACGCCGGCGCUGCUGGCGCUGCCGGCGCUGGCCGCGCGCGCCUACCGCAUGCUGCGCGACCUCGACCACUCCGACCAGAUGAUAAAACUUCCGAUAGAAGACUUCAACAUGGUGAUAACGGCGCUCCGCGUCGGUCUGACGGCCGUGUCCUGCGACGUAUCCACUCUGUGCUGCGAUACAAUAGUUAGUAUCGCCAACAAUGUGCGGAGUCUCGGAAGCGGCGACGACAACGCUUACGCGGCUUCCCUCCUGACGCUCGCGGAACUUUUACUCAUGCUCAUCAUUAAGAUGGAAAUACCACCGGACUCGAUACCCGCCGCGGGAGCCGCUAUCUAUGCGUUGACGUGUGUCAAACCUGCGCUUCUAGAGGGACUCGCGAGGCAGCUGAUCGAAGCGUAUGCGGUUAAUGACCCCGCUAAUGUCCCACGGUUGGAGGAAUCGUUCAGAGUACUCACGAAUGGGGUCCUUUUCGACGGCGUAAGAACACAUAAGCUUCGAUUUCAGGAUAACUUUGACAAGUUCCUCGCCAGUGUACACGGUUUUCUCAUUGUGAAAUAAACAUCCUAACGGAUUUGUUAGGUUUUCAACAGCGAUACAAACAUUCGAGAAAGUUGAACGUGAAUCGAAACAUUUUCUCCUGAAUUACUAGUCAUGAAGCCACGGAGGUUUAAUUCUCAAUUGUGGGAGAGUUCGAUCAAUUUUUAAAUUGCAAAUUGAAUUUCUGAUUGGGUACAUGAAUGUAAGUAAGAUAAGAGUGACCGACAUGUCCUUCCAGAGGGCUGUGUUAUAGUAUUAAAUAUAUAAACUAAAUAAAUAUUUUACUUAUGCAUUAUAUGCAAUGAAAAUCCAAAAAACUUUUGUUUUUUUUUUCAUAUAUUUGUUUGAAUGUGGCCUAAAUUGAACAGGGUGCAUGCGAUUUCUGUAGUUUAUUGAUUUGAACAUAUUUUUUUUUUAAAUUGUCGUGCGUACACAACGAAAUGUAUAAAAGUUAUAUGUCGAGGUUGUGAAUGCAAAGUGGAUAGCAUAUUUCUAAUAAUUACAUAAAUAUUUAGUACACUUUAUUGUACUUAAACGCUAGGGAAAUUGUUAUAUCCAAUAUUAGCUUUUAUCUUUUAAAAUUUUUUACACUAAAUAUGUAGUAUCUAUUGUAUUUAUUCGAGUUUAAUUCCGUCUUUAAAUUAUAAAAUAAUUUCUCGUGUUUAGAUAAGUAUUAUAAAGCUUGUAAGCUUGUCAGAUAUACGUAAUAUUAUUUUAUGAUUACAUUUAUGUUUUUCAGUAUGUAUCUUAAUAAGUAUUGUUAAAAUCUCAGGGUAAUGGAAUAAGAUACCUAUGUCACAUUAAUAAGGUGUAUUUUCCGUCUAAACUCUACUCGGAUGGUUUAAAAGAUUUUAAGCUUGCAAUGAGAUCAUUGAAUUAUUAUAUGUGCAAUAAAUACUAAUCGUGAGUCAAAGCAUUUGACGCUUUUCAAAUGUUGUAACUAGAUAUUGAAAUUUACAAGAUUUUUUUUCUUCAUAUUUGGAAGUUAUCAUUAUAUAUGUGAAUGAUAGACGAACUCUGAUUACUACUAUCUACUGGUGGUAGGGCUUUGUGCAAGCUCGUCUGGGUAGGUACCACCCACUCAUCAGAUAUUCUACCGCAAAACAGCAAUACUUGAUAUUGUUGUGUUCCGGUUUGAAGGGUGAGUGAGCCAGUGUAAUUACAGGCACAAGGGACAUAAAAUCUUAGUUCCCAAGGUUGGUGGCGCAUUGGCUAUAAGCGAUGGUUGACAUUUCUUACAAUGCAAAUGUCUAAGGGCGUUUGGUGACCACUUACCAUCAGGUGGCCCAUAUGCUCGUCCACCUUCCUAUUCUAUAAAAAAAAAAAAAAUUACACCUCAAACAUAUAUAACUCUUUAUAACUGAAUGGACUCACAAUUAAUAUUUGUUGGUAAUAUUAUUAGUGCAA